AUGGAGCAGUUGGUGGCCCAACGGGAAGAGAGACCGGACCGCAGCGGAAAUGCGGUGAGAAUGUGCUACCAUGGCCCCGACCAGCUGUCUGAUCACCAGCAGCUCUACUGGAGUCACCCACGGAAGUUCGGCCAGGGUUCUCGCUCCUGCCGCGCUUGCUCUAACCGCCAGGGUCUGAUCCAGAAAUACGGGCUCAACAUGUGCCGUCAGUGUUUCCAUCAGUACACGAAGGGCAUAGGCUUCAUUAAGUUGGACUGA
Molecule: messenger RNA, 258 nt
Organism: Acomys russatus (golden spiny mouse)
Lineage: Eukaryota; Metazoa; Chordata; Mammalia; Rodentia; Muridae
Product: 40S ribosomal protein S29-like
Exons: 2
Coding region: 1-258 (85 amino acids)
Biological process (GO): translation
Cellular component (GO): cytosolic small ribosomal subunit; ribosome
Molecular function (GO): structural constituent of ribosome; zinc ion binding
Source: RefSeq, a predicted model, not a curated record